UAGUGGUUGUCUAUUGGCUUUUAGAGAUGAUCUGUCUGAAUGAGAAACUGUCGGUCUGAAGUUAUACAACCUGGUACUUGUUGCUGCUGUUGCUUGUUCAUCCGUUCUAACCCGUUACUGUAGCGUCUUGGGGUUGUCCUCCCGCGUGGAGCAUGAACUCCAUCGACCCUUCAGUCCACCACACCUCCUCUCCAUCCGCCAGCUCUCUCCAACCCCAGCCCAAGGGCGCCCAGGAGCCGCAGGAGAUGGCUGUCUACUGCGACAAUUUAAACAUGUAUCACCACCAGCAGAGCUUCCAGGGCGCACAGAGGCCGUCUGGAUACGGCUUCGGAGAUUACACAUCCUCCCCCAACCCAUACCUUUGGCUGAACAGGCCCGCUGUCAACUCCGCAUCCUUCAUGCCGCCUUCCUACGGGACACAACGGCAGUUCCUCACCAACUCCCCCGGGUUCGGGGGUCCAGACCUGGGUUGGCUGUCCAUCGCCAGUCAGGAGGAGUUGCUAAAGCUGGUCCGUCCUCCCUACUCCUACUCUGCGCUCAUCGCCAUGGCGAUCCAGAACGUGCACGAGAAGAAGUUGACCCUGAGUCAGAUCUACCGGUACAUCGCUGAUAACUUCCCGUUCUACAAGAAGAGCAAGGUGGGGUGGCAGAACUCUAUCCGACAUAAUCUGUCACUUAACGACUGUUUUAAAAAGGUCCCCCGUGAUGAGGAUGACCCAGGUAAAGGGAACUACUGGACGUUGGAUCCUAACUGUGAGAAGAUGUUUGACAACGGGAACUUCAGGAGGAAGAGGAAGCGCCGCUCCGACUCCACUAACAGCACCAAGACAGAGGACGGCCGAGCAGCCCCGCCCAUCAAGACCUUUGACAGCCCCCAGCUCCUAGGCCCCGCCUCCCCAGACAUGGAGGUGGUCAGUGAGGGUCAUAGGAGCUCCUCCCCCCCGGGCCUGGUGUCCGGUGGCACUCCGUGUUUUAACAACUUCUUCAGCAGUAUGGCUGGGCUGGGCUCUGGAUCCUUGGGCUCCGGGUCCCUAGGUGCCUCUAGUCCCCCCAGCAGACAGACUGGCUCUCUGGGGUUGGUCAACGAGCUGACCAAUAGGAACAUUACAGCCCUCCAUAGCAGCCCAUACCACAACCACACCACCCACACCCCGACACAGGCCCCGGGCCAGGACUACCCGGGGGUCUCAGAUUCAGGCCACGGGGUCCACGGUCACCCAGCAGACAACCUGUCUCACUUCAACAGAGGAGUGUUCUGCAAUACCUUCAGCGGAGGGGGGCAGGAAGGACAGUUCAACAGCCACUUCUACAACAGCUUCAGCGGAGGGGGGCAGACAGGACAGUUCAACAGCCACUUCUACAACAGCUUCAGCGUCAAAGGUCUAAUAUACCCCAGAGAGGGCACGGACGUGUAGCAUACAAUGUAUAAUGUGUAUUUGUAUUCGUAUUUAUUACGGAUCCCCAGUAGUUCCUGCCAAGGAAGCAGCUACUCUUCCUGGGGUCCAGCCAAAUUAAGGCCGUUUAUCUUUUUUUUUUUAACAUUACAAUACAUUCACAGAUUUCACAACACACUGUGUGCCCUCAGGCCCCUACUCCACCACUACCACAUAUCUACAGGACUAAAUCCAUGUGUAAAGUGCAUAUGUUAUCGUGUGUGUGUGUAUGAAUGUGUCUGUGCCAAUGUGUGUGUUGCUUCACAGACCCCGCUGUUCCAUAAGGUGUUUUUUGAUCUGUUUUUAAAUCUAAUUUUACUGCUUGCGUCAGUUACUUGAUGUGGAAUAGAGUUCCAUGUAGUCAUGGCUCUAUGUAGUACUGUGUGCCUCCCAUAGUCUGUUCUGGACUUGGGGACUGUGAAGAGACCUCUGGUGGCAUGUCUUGUGGGGUAGUCAGGGUGUCUGAAAUGUGUGCCAGUAGUUCAACCAGACAGCUCAGUGAAUUCAACAUGUCAAUACCUCUCACAAAUACAAGUAGUGAUGAAGUCAAUCUCUCCUCCACUUUGAGCCAGGAGAGAUUGACAUGCAUAUUAUUAAUGUUAGCUCUCUGUGUACAUCCAAGGCCAGCCGUGCUGCCCUGUUCUGAGACAAUUGCAAUUUUCCUAAAUCCUUUUUUGUGGCACCUGACCACACGAUUGAACAGUAAUCCGGGUGCGACAAAACUAGGGCCUGUAGGACCUGCCUUGUUUAUAGUGCUGUUAAGAAGACAGAGCAGUGCUUUAUCAUGGACAGACUUCUCCCCAUCUUAGCUACUGUUGUAUCAAUAUAUUUUGAUCAUGCAAUUUACAAUCCAGGGUUAGUUUAGUCAGCUCAACUUGCUCAAUUUCCACAUUAUUCAUUACAAGACUUAGUUGUGAUUUAGGGUUUAGUGAAAGAUUUGUCCCAAAUAAAAUGCUUUCAGUUUUUUAAAUAUUUAAGACUAACUUAUUCCUUGCCAUCAAUUCUGAAACUAUCUGCAGCUCUUUGUUAAGUGUUGCAGUCAUUUCAGAAGCUGUAGUAGCUGACGUGUAUAGAUAGACACUGGCUUUACUCAAAGCUUGUGUCAUGUCAUUAGUAAAGAUUGAGAAAGUAUUGGGCCUAGACAGCUGCCCUGGGGAAUUCCUGAUUACCUGGAUUAUAUUUGAGAGGCUUCCAUUAAAGAACACCCUCUGUAUUCUGUUAGACAGGUAACUCUUUAUCCACAUUAUAGCAGGGGGUGUAAAACCAUAACACAUAGGUUUUGCCAGCAGCAGAUUAUGAUCGAUAAUGUCAAAAGCUGCACUGAAGUCUAACAAAACAGCCUCCAUAAUAUUUUUAUCAUCAAUUUCUCUUAGCCAAUCAUCAGUCAUGUGUGUAAGUGCUGUGCUUGUUGAAUGUCCUUCCCUAUCAGCAUGCUGAAAGUCUGUUGUCAAUUUGUUUACUGUAAAUAGCAUUGUUUCUGGUCAAACACCAUUUUUUCCAGAAGUUUACUAAGGGUUGAUAACCGGCUGAUUGGUCGGCUAUUUGAGCCAGUAAAGGAAGAUUCACUAUUCUUGGGUAGCGGAAUGACUUUAGCUUCCCUCCAGGCCUGAGGGCUCUGGUAGGCUUAAAUUGAAGAUGUGGCAAAUAGGCAUGUCAAUAUCAUCUGCUAUUAUCCACAGUCAUUUUCUCUCCAGAUUGUCAGAACUUGGUUGCUUGUCAUUAUCGAUAGACAACAAUUAUUUUGUUCACCACUUUCACACUCACGUUACAGAAUUCAAAAUUACAAUGCUUGUCUUUCAUGAUUUGGUCAGAUAUACUUGGAUGUACUUGGUAUACUUGGACUGUAAUCCUUCAGUUU
Messenger RNA from Oncorhynchus nerka (sockeye salmon), 3291 nucleotides. Its product is annotated as forkhead box protein I1c-like. Lineage: Eukaryota; Metazoa; Chordata; Actinopteri; Salmoniformes; Salmonidae. Gene Ontology annotation, molecular function: RNA polymerase II cis-regulatory region sequence-specific DNA binding; DNA-binding transcription factor activity, RNA polymerase II-specific. Bases 153 to 1415 code for a protein of 420 amino acids. The transcript has 2 exons. Gene Ontology annotation, biological process: anatomical structure morphogenesis; cell differentiation; regulation of transcription by RNA polymerase II. The record is from RefSeq and is a predicted model, not a curated record.